Octopus sinensis (East Asian common octopus) is the source of this 3816-nucleotide messenger RNA. RefSeq lists its product as uncharacterized. The record is from RefSeq and is a predicted model, not a curated record. Gene Ontology annotation, molecular function: protein binding. The transcript has 5 exons. The coding region runs from base 919 to 3714 and encodes 931 amino acids. NCBI's taxonomy places the organism in Eukaryota, Metazoa, Mollusca, Cephalopoda, Octopoda, Octopodidae.
AUCGCGAACGGCUUUUAGUUGCAAUCUGAUGUCAGCGACCUCGUAUUAUUAACCAACGUAGCUAUUCUUGAUGCCAUUUCUCUUGUUUCGUCCUGUGGUUCUGUUUCUCUGUUUUGGAGUACAUCUUGUUGGCCUCUUCUAUUUUCUAAGCCUGCUGUGGAAUGUUUCAGCCGAUGCACUCAUUCUCGUGGCGUAUUGUUUUGCUCUCUGCCAACUUCGUUCGUCACCCACUGUGUAAUAAUAACUCGUGUUAUUGGACUACAGUAUAUCACACAUCACUGUCUGCCUUAUCACUCCAGUUAAAAACUUACACAACUGAUCAAUCUCUAGUCUACUUACACGUGUUUAUAAUCCUUUCUGUUUUAUGUUUAUGUUCAUUUAUAUCUCUUUAUUGAGUGUACAUAAGAUAAAUAUCUAUUGUCAUCUUACGUGAUUUAAUUGAAUGUCAUAAUAACUUACAACGUACUCCUACUGCUACUAUUUCGAUCGAGAAUUAUACAGUAGUCUUGUUAUCACAUGAAUAACAACUUUAGAUAUCUUAGCGCCAGUCACUACUUUUGCUCAGUUCGAUGCUCGUAACAAUUUUAAUACUGUCAGUGAUUGCAUUUAAUCAUCUAACCCUGUUGUUGCUUUCACAACUUCUUUUAAAAUUAUGCAGAUAUCAGCUGAUAUAUAAUUUAAAUGCUACGUUUCUUUUCCUUGAAAGAGAUGGUCUCAUUUGCUUUAUGUAUAAAGUUAUGCAUUUUAAAUUAAAAUAUUGAGCUUCGUUUCCCGAAUCAAUCACCUAUGUAGUUUUGUAUUAAAAUGCAUCGUAAGGAAUAAUAUACAUAUGAAGGUAUUGAAUUUUUUAAAGUUAUAUCACUUUAGUGUUACAGUUUUUUUCAAUUGUUCGGUAUUUUACUUGAUUUAUAUACUAUAAUGGCAACUCAAGAAUCACAGAAUGAGAGUUCCGCCGCCAAUAUUGAGGCCCAUUCCACAAAGCGCGCCGAAGUCAGUGCCUGCGAGAAAUUUGGAGAAUAUAUUUUUUCUAAAGGAGAAAAAUUACGACUCCAUCAGUUGUUGUCGCAAAUUGCUCGUGGUGAUAUGGAAGCCAAGCAUCGCUUGAAAAAUUAUCUUUGUAGUUUUUUCCCUGAUUUACGUAAAGAUGACGGUACUUGGUAUAAACACGCCGGUCUACGAGGUAUUCGUUAUGGCCUUUAUCGCUUCAUACUUAAGAGGGGCAUCGAUAUAUUAAAUGACCCUUAUUUCCUAGAGGCUAACAGAGUGUGGCAGAAACAUUCCUAUAGUCUACAACAAAAAUUCUCAGCUAUCGGGAAUGCCAAAUCUGCAAUAACUCUUGCUGAUUUACAAAAAGCCUACAGCUGGUGUAACAGUGAUCUGAAUAAUCCAAACAAGCUCCAGAAACGUGUCUUUAUGGACAUCGUCUUGUUUUUUGGUCGUAACGGCUAUAAAUGCCUCUCACAAUUAACGAAACAUCAUUUUCGCGUUAACAAGGAUCAGAAGUCUGGUUUGCAAUCUAUAAUCCUCACUGAUGGUAUUGUCAACACAGGCGAAAAUAUUCCGACCGAAUUAAGUAACACGAGUUGUAGGAUGAUACAUGAAGUUCCAAACGAAGCAUUGUGUCCUGUUAAAAUUUUUGCAAACUAUUUAUCAAGAUUGCACCCACAAAGUGACAAGUUCUUUUGUCAACCCCGCUUUGGAGAUGUAACAAAUUCGCCUACCUGGUACACAUUGCAACCACAUGGUGGCAAGAGUAUAGCUAACUUUAUGAGAGAAAUAUCAUCCAAAGCACACCUCUCGCAUUCAUACACCAACCAAUGUCUUCGUGCCACACUCAGCAGUCUCAUUGUCUCAGAUAAAUUAGAUUUGAAGAGCAUACAGAAAGUAAUCACUCACCAGUUACCUGGGCCAAAGUUGGACAGUGUCUCUUCUGAGAAGCCACCAAUUGAUGCCAAGCAGCAGCAUUUCAAAAGAUUGAUUUCAGCUGAUUCUUCACUUUCAGGGAUAUUUGAGCAUUUUGUUGGUGGCAAUGGACCUACACGAGACCACCCUGAUCCUCUACCAGUCAGACCAAUGAAUGUUCUCCAUUCCUCAGGUGGAUACAUAGAUGCAGGACCUUCAAAUCAAGUAUAUUCCGGAAAGCCUGAGAACCCUAGGCGUAAAAAGAUUGCUGCUGCCACUGUCUCGUCUGCACCAGUGCUCAUUCCAGAUGAUUCACCUCCUCAACCUUCACCUGCAAAAAUUCAGAAAAAACAAAUUGAUGAUCGACGCUUUGAUGAGCAACGCUUCCAAGAGCAGCGUUUCCAGGAACGGAGGUUCGAAAAUCGUCGAUUUGAUGACCGGCGACAAAUGGUUAACACUCAGGUAUCUCAGAUGGCUGCAAAAACACUACAAGCUCAAAUGCCAGUCCAGCAGCAUAUGAGUGUGGCCCAGGUUUCUCAAAAUAUUACAAGGCCUGUUCAAGUGUUAGCUCCACCAAUUCAAAUAAGUGAACCCAAACCGAAGCCUGUGGAAAAACCUCGACCACGAGAAAAACGAAUAUUUGUUGUUGCUGAUCAUCAGCGUUGUGUCAUGUCCAAUCUAGCAUCUCUGUGGAAAAGUGGAAAGUUGUGUGAUGCUGGUAUUGGUAAUGGCUCAUCUACUGUGAUGGUGCAUAAAGUUGUCCUGUCUGCUGUGUGUCCAAAACUGUUGUCAGUAUUUAGUACAGAUAUCCUCUCUCACAAGUUUCUCCAAGUGAACUUUCCUGAAGAAGUUAGCACAGAAGCUUUAAAUGCCUUUGCUGAAUAUAUGUACAAUGGGCUAUUAGAUAUUGAUCCUGAUAUUUUACAUCAGUUAAAAAUCAUUGCAAAACGUUUGGACAUGAAAGAAUUUGAACAACUGUGUGAUAGUCGUCUUCCAAGCACAAUACCUCAUCAACCAGCUUCAACGGUUACUGUAUUUGGUGAUCUCAGCCAGAUGCAGACCAUUCUAUCAAACCCACCCAGUAUUACAGUUCCAACAGUUCAACCAUCUCUGCCUUCAUCAUCCAUCACAUCAGUUUCAUCUCACUCUACUCCAUCUGUCACUACACAAGUCAUUGAUGUUAAACAAGAGAUAUCUGAGGCUGAAUUAGCACAAGUUAAGAAAGAUACAGCAGCUGUCUUUGGACAGGAAUCUGAGGUUGCUUCACUAGAUGCUAGUAAAAGUGGCAAUUCUUCUGGUGGUUUUGUUAUUGUUCCCAGUGUGAAAACUGAACCUGUAGGGCCUGAAGAUGACAGGUAUGGUCAACUGAAUAAUCAGUCUUACACAUCUACUCCAGUAUCAAUCAGUUCUCGGAUACCAGGUACCGGUUUGAAUUCUACGGUUGUGUCCUCUUCAGAAUUUGUUUUACCAUUUUCAGACACCACAGAUAGCAACACUACAAAUGUAUUGCAAGGAACGUCUAAAUUAAAAUCUAAUGUAUUUGAAAGCUCUCUAGUUUCUGAUUUAUCCCCUGUAUCAUGUAUUGUAGAAAAAAUGUGUUCUCAGUCCAGUCCCAUAAGAGAAGACCCUUCUAAACCACUAAAUCGAACUAUAACAACUCAGUCAAUUGACAACAUUGUGACUUCUGGUAGCAAUGAAGGUGUCUAUCCUGUAGGACUUUUUACAGCAGGAGGGGACAGUUUACCAUUAUCAUCAUCACAAGUUACCAGUGUCAAAAAUAUAGGUUUAUAUAAAACAGAUGGUCUUACUUGAUAUGAAAAAGAGUACAUUUUCUUCUGUGUGUAUGCGUGUGUGUGUAUAUAUAUAUAUUUGAUGGAUCAAGUUGUAUUUUUGUAUUAAAAACAUUUUCACAAA